Molecule: messenger RNA, 225 nt
Organism: Colletotrichum lupini
Lineage: Eukaryota; Fungi; Ascomycota; Sordariomycetes; Glomerellales; Glomerellaceae
Exons: 1
Coding region: 1-225 (74 amino acids)
Source: RefSeq, a predicted model, not a curated record
AUGCUCAAGAAUGCGGUCUCUCUGCCACUGACUCGUCCGGUCCGUCAUCCGCCGUCCCGAGCCUCAUCCGACUCACCACCACCACAACGCUUGCGACACUGCGAAAACAAAAGCAAACUCUGGGACAUGUCCAUUCCGCCAUACCUCUCGACACCAGAUGUCAACUGUCUUGGCGGAACUAGAACCAUAAUUGAGAAGUUUUCCAGAAGGCCGAGAGCUCAUUAG